This is a messenger RNA of Tachyglossus aculeatus (Australian echidna), 2569 nucleotides long. RefSeq names its product transmembrane protein adipocyte associated 1 (gene TPRA1). NCBI's taxonomy places the organism in Eukaryota, Metazoa, Chordata, Mammalia, Monotremata, Tachyglossidae. Bases 183 to 1286 code for a protein of 367 amino acids. The record is from RefSeq and is a predicted model, not a curated record. Gene Ontology annotation, cellular component: plasma membrane. Gene Ontology annotation, molecular function: G protein-coupled receptor activity. Gene Ontology annotation, biological process: G protein-coupled receptor signaling pathway. The transcript has 10 exons.
CGUUUUAGGGACGGGUGUGGGUCUUCAGGGACGCUCCCCCGUGGGAACAGCCGGCUCCCUUCUCCUCCCCCUCCCUCGCUCGAUGUGUCUCCCGGUAGGAAGCGCUCGGAGCCCGGGUGGCAGAAGGACGCGGGGAGACAACGGGCGGACGGGGUUUAAGAGGAGCUCAGAGAGAAGGCAGGAUGCUCCCCUCCGCCACCGUAACCGGGUGGGACAACGGCAGCACCACUCAGCUGCCGGCCACCGGGCCACCCUCUGACACGAACAUCUCCGUGCCGCAUCGCUGCCUGCUCCUGCUUUAUGAGGACAUUGGCAAAUCGCGAGUGCGGUACUGGGACCUCAUGCUGCUGAUCCCCAAUGUGCUGUUCUUCGCUUUCCUGCUCUGGAAGCUGCCCUCUGCCCGGGCCAAGAUCCACGUCACUUCCAGCCCCAUCUUCACCACCUUCUACAUCCUGGUGUUUGUGGUGGCCCUGGUGGGUAUCGCUCGGGCCGUGGUAUCCAUGACAGUCAGUGCCUCAGAUGCCGCCACAGUGGCCGAUAAGAUCUUGUGGGAGAUCACCCGCUUCUUCCUGCUGGCAAUUGAACUGAGUGUGAUCAUCCUGGGCCUCGCCUUUGGCCACCUGGAGAGCAAGUCCAGCAUCAAACGGGUCCUGGCCAUCACCACAGUGCUGUCGCUUGCCUACUCGGUCACUCAGGGAACCUUGGAGAUCCUGUACCCUGAUGCCCACCUUUCGGCUGAGGACUUCAAUAUCUAUGGGCAUGGUGGGCGCCACUUCUGGCUCGCCAGUUCCUGUUUCUUCUUCUUGGUCUACUCACUGGUGGUGAUCCUCCCCAAGACACCUCUGAAGGAGCGGAUCUCACUGCCAUCUGUGUGGACGCAACCACCUUCCUGUACUUCAGCUUCUUCGCCCCCCUCAUCUACGUGGCCUUCCUCAAGGGCUUCUUUGGCAGCUCAGAGCCCAAGAUUCUCUUCUCCUACAAAUGCCAAGUGGACGAGCCUGAGGAGACGGACGUGCACCUCCCGUACCCCUAUGCCGUGGCCCGCAAGGAAGGGACCGACACCAGCUGCUACUCCAGCACACAGAUCGACACGGCCGCCUACUUGGACGACGUGGCGUCCAUGCCUUGCCACGUGGGCAGCGUCAACAGCGUCGACAGCGAACGCUGGAAGGCCAUCAACGCCUGAAGCUCCCGGGGCUGGCCCAGCGCAAUCCGGGGAGUCGUGGGACCCCCUCUAUGAGCUUCACCCCUUAGGGGUGUUUCCUCUUCAUCCCAUUUCCCGGUAGGCCACAGUCCAACCUCUCCCUGGGCAGGAGGUGGCUCUGGAAGACUGUGGCCACAUUCCUCCCUGUUCUCCAUUGGAGAACGUGACUGCUGCUCUCAGGGAACGGGACUUGACUUCCUUUUCCCAGGCCUGGAAAGAGAAGGGAGAACCACCCUCCCAGAGGGGUAUUGAAUUCCGUUGGGCUGGGGGGGUUGGCUAGCAGAACUGACUCAGGGCUCAGAUGCCAUCUGGAGAGCCAUGAGUGCGAGCCCCACUGACUAUGGGAGGUGAGGCCUACUGGAAAGAAUUUGGUGCCUCAGGCUGAUGGCUGCUUAUCCGGCGGCGUGUCCCGAGCGGCCAGAACUGUGCCAAACUUUUGGCAGAGGCCAGGUGCCUGAUGGACCUAGAGGAAGGACUCAGGGAAAUAAGUGACGGCUGCUUGGUGGGUUGCGGGGAGGGGUGCCCCCGAUUAGGGGUUCAUUUCUUCAGGGUCUCAGUUUGAAGGAGGAAAAAUUGCCAGCCUGACUCUUGAUGCCAGGCAGGACCACUCUGGAAAGGUUGCGAGAGAAGUGGAGGAGGGAGGAGAAUCCGCUUGGUGGGGGGAAUCAUCCCCUGCCUCUCGGGGCCCCUUUGGAUUUUUGCCCUGGAUCUGGGGCUCCGAUGGGAAGAGACCGUGACGUUUCCACCGGUGGCAGAGAGAGGAGGCAGGGGAGAAGCAAGGGGAGAGUAAAUUCAUCGGGUUUUAAGUUUGGGGGUUUUAAUGUGGACCCCUUUACUGUCUGCUGCUGAGAUCAUUUUGGCCCUGGGGAGGUUGGAAAGCAGUAAACAAUCAGGAGUGACCACAGGUGCCCCCCGCCCCCCCACUGAGUUCUACAGCGAAUUGGGGAUGAGGAAAAGGGCUGGGGGAGAAGGACAGAUCGUAAUUUUUAAAAUGGAUUUUCCUGUCUAUGCUUUUAUUUCAAAAAUUGUGUAGGAUUCUUUGGCUGGGUUGAAUCAUUCCAUUUGGGGUUGGAGAUGAAAGAGAGGCAACAAGGCCCAAGUCCAGUCCUACUGUCCCCUCCUCCCCAGCCUGUCUGAUUUUUUUUUUCCACCUCCAAAAUCCUCUGUUGCCAAGGUUAUUCUUACUCUCAGAACCCUCAUCCCCAAUUCCUGUUGCUGCAGUAUUGUGGCCCCACGAGGCCCAAGGGAUGUGGGUUGGGGGGAACCUGCAUAAAAUGAGAAGAGUUGUGUCUAUUUUUAUGUAUGUUUAAAAAAAAACACAUUAAAAAACCACAGAAAACAAAAACCUCUCAAUAAAACAAUCGU